This is a messenger RNA of Chironomus riparius, 3589 nucleotides long. The record is from the annotation of a GenBank genome assembly. Lineage: Eukaryota; Metazoa; Arthropoda; Insecta; Diptera; Chironomidae.
AAAAGAAACUCCAAAAAUUUUGUGGAUCAAUAAAUUAACAACUCAAUUUCCAAUUCAAAUUACGAUCAUCAAAAAGUUUUAAUAACUUUUUAAAAAAAAACUAUUCCAAUUUACAAAUAACAAUAAAAGCAUUCUCAUCAUCAACAAAGUAAGUGCUAAAAACAAAUUAAGGAAAUAAAACAAACUCAACGAGCGAGAAAAAAAACGAAACGCGAAACUAAUUAAUGCAAAUCAAUAAUCAUCAAUAUAGACUCGAAUAAAGCAAACGACUUUAUUACAAGUCCCAUAAAUUCAUCAAAUAUUCACAAUUUUAUUUCAACUAUCAAUCAUAUAAUUUGAUGAGCUCUUAUAAAUAACCAUUACAUCAAGUUAAAUAAUUUAAUAUGGGCAAUAUUGCAAGAGCAAUUUCAAAUCGCGACAAUAUUUCAUAAAUAUUUAUAAAUCGACAAGCAAGGAACGAACGAGCAACAGGCAAGUUGAACAGCAAAAAAUCAUAGUUUUACAAGUGAAUUAUCACCCAAUGUUGAUGUGCACAUGUUGUGAGAACCAUAUCUAUAUUUUAUAAUCCAUCGACCAUAUUUUACGCAUCGUCACAAUUGACAAUAAAGUGAAUUAUUGCAGCAUCAAGCAAUUUAAUUGAAAUUCUAGAAGCAGAAUAUCCAUUUAAAGUCAUGGAAACGCAAGUUCUCAUACCGCAAGAAUUUUCACUUGUCUUGACAGCACCUGGUGGCAAAAAGUCGAGAGAACAAGUGGCAUCGGUGUUCUCGACAGUUCGUGUACAACAGAAUACCGUGUUCUAUCCAUUUCAAGGCACUGUACGGACUGAUAAAUUAGAGAUUCAUUCAUAUCUUGAUGAACAUGAUAUACGACACAGAUUUGGACUUUAUGAUGAAAUAACAUUCUCGGAUGGCCGCAAGAUGCGUCAUUGUAAUUGGAUUCGUUUCCUCAAAGUACACGAUUCAUAUGGACCGCAGGUAAACAUGGUGUGUACGAAAGUCAAGGGCGAGCCUAUUUAUGAAAUUGUGAAGCCGAUUCCCAUGCAUCAAGAGAUCAUUGUCUAUUACUUACCGGAGAGACCUGAGGAAUUAUUCUUUUCUCGCAUGAGAAAUACUUUUUACCGACAAACAAUGGACUCAAUAUUGGAAGGUUCACCUCUAGACUUAUCACUAUCCCUCCUAUCACGAGUUCUCCUACCCAUUUCACCGCCAUCAGAAGAUGAGCACAAGUCAAUCUCAGGCGAGUCCCUUCAAUCAUCAGGUGCCAGCAGUACUGGAGAUUUAAUGGACAGCGCUAUAAUUCCUAAAUCAACGCCAAAAUCAAGACCAACAAGAAGCGAGCGUGCCUUGCUGCCUUGUGAGGUGUGCAGUAAAGCAUUUGAUCGACCCAGCUUAUUAAAGAGACAUAUGCGAACACACACGGGAGAGAAGCCUCAUGUCUGUGCGGUAUGUUCGAAAGGCUUUAGUACAUCAAGUUCACUCAACACCCACCGUCGAAUCCAUAGUGGUGAAAAACCACAUCAAUGUAAAGUUUGUGGAAAACGUUUCACAGCUAGUUCCAAUCUUUAUUAUCAUCGAAUGACUCAUAUAAAGGAAAAACCACACAAAUGCAGCUUAUGUUCAAAAUCAUUUCCAACACCCGGUGAUCUCAAGUCUCACAUGUACGUACACAGUGGAUCAUGGCCUUUCAAAUGUCCUAUCUGUUCAAGAGGAUUCAGCAAGCAAACGAAUCUAAAGAACCAUCUAUUUUUACACACGGGUGACAAGCCUCACAAUUGUGAGAUCUGUAGUAAACGUUUUGCCCUCGCCUGCAACUUGAGAGCACACAUGAAGACUCAUGAAGGUGAACCAACGGAAGAAUGCGUCCGAUGCAAUAAAGUUUAUUUAGCGUCAACAGCCGAGUUGAAGCAGGGAUUGUGCCAAAAAUGUUUAGAGAAUCCAAUGCCUAGCGAUGACCAGGAGAAUGAGGAUGUGACAAUUUCAACUAGACAUAAGAAAUUUUCUAAUAAAUUUUUAGCAAAAAUUAAUGAAGACAUUACGGCGUCAAAUUCAGAGGAGGAAAUGUCAAAUGAUUCAUCAGAGCAAGUUGAAAUUGCAUAAGGAAUCAUUGUAAAUAUUUAAUUAUUAAGGGGAUGUUCUUGAGGUCUGCAUUGUAAAUCAUCACUAUGGGGAAAAAUUAAAAAAAAGGGGACUUUUACUUCAAAAAUUGAAUGUCUCGAAUUAUGAUUAAUGAUUUAUCUAAUUAGGGAUAUCAACACAGACUUGAAGCCUAGUUUUAGGUCUUUUGGUGCUGCUCUUGUGAUUCUGUCGCUUGCAACCUUUGCAAUUAUUAUUGAAAUUUAUAGCUCCAAAACUUAACCAUUUGAAGCUUAAAAUCUAAAUUGAAUAUUACUGCAACCUUCGCAAUAAUUAUUAAAGUUUCAUUCGACUACAAAAUUUGAACUUUCUGCUUCAAAACUUAACCACUUGGAGGUUAGAAUCUAAAUUGAAUAUUACUGCAACCUUUGCAAUAAUUAUUAAAUUUUCAUUUGACCACAAAAUUUGAACUUUCUGCUUCAAAACUUAACCAUUUGAAGCUUAGAAUCUAAAUUGAAUAUUACUGCAACCUUCGCAAUAAUUAUUAAAGUUUCAUUCGACUACAAAAUUUGAACUUUCUGCUUCAAAACUUAACCACUUGGAGGUUAGAAUCUAAAUUGAAUAUUACUGCAACCUUUGCAAUAAUUAUUAAAUUUUCAUUUGACCACAAAAUUUGAACUUUCUGCUUCAAAACUUAACCAUUUGAAGCUUAGAAUCUAAAUUGAAUAUUACUGCAACCUUCGCAAUAAUUAUUAAAGUUUCAUUCGACUACAAAAUUUGAACUUUCUGCUUCAAAACUUAACCACUUGGAGGUUAGAAUCUAAAUUGAAUAUUACUGCAACCUUUGCAAUAAUUAUUAAAGUUUCAUUCGACUACAAAAUUUGAACUUUCUGCUUCAAAACUUAACCAUUUGAAGCUUAGAAUCUAAAUUGAAUAUUACUGCAACCUUUGCAAUAAUUAUUAAAGUUUCAUUCGACUACAAAAUUUGAACUUUCUGCUUCAAAACUUAACCAUUUGAAGCUUAGAAUCUAAAUUGAAUAUUACUGCAACCUUUGCAAUAAUUAUUAAAGUUUCAUUUGACCACAAAAUUUGAACUUUCUGCUUCAAAACUUAACCAUUUGAAGCUUAGAAUCUAAAUUGAAUAUUACUGCAACCUUCGCAAUAAUUAUUAAAGUUUCAUUCGACGACAAAAUUUGAACUUUCUGCUUCAAAACUUAACCAUUGAAGCUUAGAAUCUAAAUUGAAUAUUACUGCAACCUUUGCAAUAAUUAUUAAAGUUUCAUUUGACCACAAAAUUUGAACUUUUCUGCUCCAAAACUUAACCAUUUGAAGCUUAGAAUCUAAAUUGAACAUUACUGCAACCUUUGCAAUAAUUAUUAAAGUUUUAUUUGACCACAAAAUUUGAACUUUUCUGCACCAAAACUUAACCAUUUGAAGCUUAGAAUCUAAAUUGAAUAUUACUGCAACCUUUGCAAUAAUUAUUAAAGUUUGAUUUGACUCCAAAAUUUGAAAUUUUC